UUUUCACUUUCUUAUUCUCGUUCAUUUCCCUCCAUCCUUUUUUCUAUUUCGCAUGGGGUCCUAUUCUUCGCGCGCUUUUCCAAUUUCAAUCUCACACUUUACAGUGCGAUUCUCGCCCUUGGUUUGCGAUUGCGAUUGCUCGAGCCUAGGCCACCUUUCAACCCAUUUUCCCUCUCUUGCGCUUCAGACACAAUCCCCUUCUUCAAUCUGCCCCUUUCUUGUUCAAUCUUCCCAAAAUCCCUUUUUUUCUUCUUCAAUCCAAAACCCUAUUCGAACCCAGUAAAGUCCCAACACUGUUGAAGGAGAUUUGGCAGCUGGUUGAGCUUCCAAGCACAGUGUUAGGCGCACUGACGUUGUUUGUGGCAGCUGGUUCGUUCUUCUUCGUUGGACCAUCCAUCAAUAACACUAUCACAUAAGAAAGAAAGAAACAUCCAUUGCUGAAUCAAAAAUGCAGUCCAAGAUCAGUGCUUUCUUAAGAUCCACCCCAGAUUCCUCUUCUCCCAACAACGACCAUGAUUUGUCAACCUGGGAGAAUCAGCAACACCACAUCAUCAACACCUACACCCGAAGGCGCCCAAACCCUGACCCCGGUACUUCGGAUCCCAAACCCUCAACACUCGUCAAAAACAAGAAGAGAAGCUACGCUCAGUUUCAUCUUGAUUUUGGCCAAUCCGAUUUCCUCCUACGCUCGUGUUCUACAUGCGGCAUAAAGUUCACUCCCGGCGAUCCACAAGACGAGAAAUCCCACAACGAAUUUCACAAAUCAUACACGCAGGGAAUCCAAUUCAGAGGUUGGACCAAAGAAAAUGUUAUUCCUCUACCCAGUUUGGAUUCGGGUCGGGUCGUGUUGUUCUCGGAGACCGACCGGGCUUCUCACAGGAAGAAAGUUGAGGAGGUGGUGAGGAUGAUGGAAAUUGAGAUUGGAAGUGGGUGGAUACUUCACGAGCGCUGUAAGGUGUAUCUGUUUAUAUCUCUUAACAGGGUUGUUGGGUGUCUCGUUGCGGAACCAAUUGAAAAGGCAUUCAAAAUUGUGUCUGGCUCUGUUGUUGGAUCUGUUCACAGCGCGAAGAAAAGGGGAGUAACGACACGCUCUACCACUCUUCAAUUUGGGAAUGUUAUUUUCCAAAGGGAGGUCCAUAGAAAAGUUGCUAAUGUGAGUGAUUCUGAAAAGAUGGAAGGGGCAAUCUUCUGUGACAGCGAACCAACCGCUGCCGCUUGUGGCAUUAGGGCCAUUUGGGUUACUCCCUCCAACAGAAGAAAAGGCAUUGCAAUCCAGUUGCUAGACGCUGUGAGGAAGAGUUUCUGCCCAGGUGUUGAGCUUGAACGUUCUCAGUUAGCAUUUUCCCAGCCUACCUCUGCUGGAAAGGCAUUAGCAGCUAGUUAUACUGGCACUGGCUCAUUCUUGGCAUAUUAAAGCCAACAAAACAGUUUAUUAGUGAUUACUUAUUUUGACUGUUAAUAGGUACAAACGUAAGCUAUUCUUGUAAAGUGUAACAUUUUUUAGCUCAUAUAAGCAAUGAAUCCGUCAUCUCAUUGUUUUUUGUUGGUGCAAGGCUUUGUCAUUGUGAGUUGAUUUUACCAUUUAGUUCUUGCAAGUCAAGAGUUAGCAUGUAUGGGAGAACAUCCGUUUGAAGACUACGACUGUGACUGUGACAUUUAAACAUGUAUUUUGAAACUGCAAACUGAAGUUCACACUUUCCAAGUACUAGAUUAGGGAGCAAGAAAUUGUAUCUUUUUUUUUUUUUUUUGUUGAUUGUUUGCAGGUUUGUUUGGUU
Vigna unguiculata (cowpea) is the source of this 1775-nucleotide messenger RNA. RefSeq names its product protein CHROMOSOME TRANSMISSION FIDELITY 7-like. NCBI's taxonomy places the organism in Eukaryota, Viridiplantae, Streptophyta, Magnoliopsida, Fabales, Fabaceae. Gene Ontology annotation, biological process: mitotic sister chromatid cohesion. Gene Ontology annotation, cellular component: chromatin; nucleus. The record is from RefSeq and is a predicted model, not a curated record. Gene Ontology annotation, molecular function: protein-lysine-acetyltransferase activity.